AUGGCUCUCAAUUCUCGAAUAUUCUCUCAAAUACAAAGGUUUCUGAAGGUAAGGGGCAUUUAUGGUAAGGCGUUUAUUUGCAGCCUUUUGGGACGUUUGGUUUCCAUUUUGGGAUUGUCAUCUUUUGCCUGAUUUACAUUACUCUCGGCGCUGUUUUUAUUUACAAUUUGGAGCAACCAAAGGAACUGGAUGAAUUGAAACAGGUAUUAGAUACCCUGGAACAAAAACAGCUACAAUUUCUGAUCGAUGUAAUCCAUCUCAAAUACAAUCUAGGAGAAGGUAAAAGUUUUUUUAAUUCCUUGAAUAAAUUAAAAUAAAUUUAAAUAUUCAGAUGAGAAAGAGUUCAAGGCGAUUCUGAAGAAGAAGAUUUUAGAGUCCGAAGAGUUUCUCCUAGUUCUAUUCAACCAUCCUGUAGCCGCUAAUUAUUUUGACUCAUUGGUUUUUAAUAAUGGGACAUACAAAGGUAAUUUGAAAAUAAAACAUGAUUCUUUAGUCAUUGCGUCAGCCGGUAGUGAGGCCCGGUCUUAUUGUUAGGAAAAAUCGAUUCUGAGAUAUUCGGCCGAACAUAAUCGCUAGCAAUUGUAUAACAAAGUCUUAAAGUGAGAUGGUCCUAGGCCAGUUUUUUUUACUCCCGUUUAAAUGGUAUAAUAUGUUUCAAAAAAAAACCGGGGGUCGAGGUUUUGCCGAGCCCUUGAAAGGCCAUCGCUGAUGCCCUGACUCAAAGACCAUGUUUUUAAAUACAUAAAUUCAGAUCAGUGGACGUUCUCAUCGUCCCUUCUUUUGUCUGCCACUACAAUAAUUCCAGUCGGCUUUGGCUUUAUUACUCCAAGAACUGAAGCCGGGAAAUUAUUCUUAAUCGGAUAUGCAGUUAUCGGGAUUCCCUUGGCACUGGUCACUAUAUCUGAUAUCGGAAAUUUCUUUUGUGAUUUUAUAUUUGGAUUAUUCAAAGGAGUAAGCUGAUUUUGCAAGUUUGAUAAUCUUUUAGAAUGAGAAGGGGGGUACCUUCUUUGUGGCUUUUCUGAUUUUACUGUACCCAGUCAUAACAAGUCAACUGAUCUAUUUAUGCAGCCAUUUGGAGUUGUCAGAUUGUUACUAUUAUUCGAUUGUUUGCAUGUUUACUAUUGGAUUCGGUGACAUUCUGUAAGACCCUUGUUUCAUCCCAAUCACCUUUCAGUCCUCCGAUUCCAAUUCCUUUUCUCAUAUUAUACUUGGCCUUUGGAGUCAUGUUGAUGACGAUUGGAGUUGAGGUGAUUGGGGCUAACGCCAUCCACCAUAUCCAUUACAUGGGAAGGCAGAUGGGAAAGGCGUCCCAUGUGGCCACAAAGUUCAUUCAAUUGGCCCAUGCCAAACUCAAUAUAAACAAGGGUUUGGAGUUGGGAAUCGGGCAACUAAACGCGUUUGCCAAGAUGGGGGUCAUGUGCAACAUGGACAACGAGUCCUUCAAGCCGCUGCAGCAUCCGGCUUCCAUUGCUUAUGAGCCUCAAAUUCCUCUGAAAUAUGUGGACAUGAAUUAA
This is a messenger RNA of Bursaphelenchus xylophilus (pine wood nematode), 1514 nucleotides long. NCBI's taxonomy places the organism in Eukaryota, Metazoa, Nematoda, Chromadorea, Rhabditida, Aphelenchoididae. The record is from the annotation of a GenBank genome assembly.